Messenger RNA from Triticum dicoccoides, 4842 nucleotides. RefSeq names its product disease resistance protein RPM1-like. The transcript has 11 exons. The coding region runs from base 426 to 4658 and encodes 1410 amino acids. NCBI's taxonomy places the organism in Eukaryota, Viridiplantae, Streptophyta, Magnoliopsida, Poales, Poaceae. Gene Ontology annotation, biological process: defense response to other organism; protein phosphorylation. Gene Ontology annotation, molecular function: protein kinase activity; ATP binding; ADP binding. The record is from RefSeq and is a predicted model, not a curated record.
CCGACUAGAAUUAUGCGAAUUGGUAGCGGUAGGUGUAGACCAAGCACGGACUAGCCAGGACAAUGAGAAAAGCAGUAGAGCACACACCACAUGAGAGCAAAAGGUAGAGGAAGCACAGCAAAACAGAGCUCACGGGUCAGGCCAAGCAGAGGGAGAAGAGCAGAGCACAACAAACAGUGCUCAAGGCUCAAGCCAAACAAAGGAGACGAGCAAGCCGCCAGCAAGUCGCGCGACUCGCUCUAGCUUCUGUACUAAAUCAACUGGUAUCUCCAUCUUCAACUUGGAAAUCACCUCUUUCAUUGAGUACGUUUUGUACGAGUAAGCCGAUUCUGUCAGUGCAAGGUUUGAUCAAAGCGCUUGGAAGUACAUCUGCAUAGCAGUUCGAGUCUGCAAGCUAGAUUGCCUGUAGGGGGCAGAAUUGAGAAAUGGGGGGCAGAAUUGAGAAAAAAUAUGAGGUCCUGGAGGAUAUACUUGCUGGAGUUGUGAUGCCGAGAGAUCUGCCACUAGCACUUCUAGAGGAUAUCACGGAUCAUUUCUCAGAUAAAAGAAUAAUUGGCAAGGGGGGAUUCCCAAUGGUUUACAAGGGUGUCCUCGGAAACAAGAAUGUUGCUGUGAAGAAGAUUUUUGUGAACAAAGACACAGUCAGUGAGAAGUUAUUUCAUCGUGAGGUUGCUAGCCUGAUGAAGAUAGAAAAACAUCAAAACUUAGUCCGGUUUCUGGGCUUCUGUUCUAAUAAAGCUCGUGUCGUGGAAGAACAGACAGGAUCAGAAGAACCAAUUUACUUUCAAAUUAUGGAUAUAUUACUCUGUUUCGAGUACAUCAGCAACGGAAGCCUUGAUAAACAUAUUACCGAUGAACUUCGUGGACUCACAUGGGAUACACGUUUUGAUAUAAUCAGAGGAAUUUGUGAGGGUAUGCGUUAUCUUCAUGAGGAUAAAUCUAUCAUUCAUAUGGAUCUGAAACCAGCAAACAUACUACUUGAUGAUCAUAUGAUACCAAAAAUUACGGAUUUUGGUCAGUCAAGAUUCGCUGAAAACACACAUACUAAGGAAAUUUUUAUAACACCAAAAUAUGGCGCUCCAGAAUACCUGAAAGAUGGCAGAACGUCAGAAAAGGCUGAUAUAUAUAGUUUGGGUGUUGUUAUUCGAGAACUGGUGACAGGAAGUGAGGACAGUCGAGAUACAGCCCAUGUACUUCGAAGGUGGACACACAGGUGGCAUAAACAGCAGACACAACACCAAUACCAACAAGUAAUUAAAUGCAUGGAAAUAGCGGUACGCUGCAGUGAACAUGAACCAGAAAAUAGGCCUUCUAUCAGUGAUAUAAUCCGCGGUCUAAGCGAAAUAGAAAGUACAAAUGGGCCCAUUGACCAGAUGAGCCUAUAUCAGUAUGAUGACAUGCUUGGGAUUGAGCCACUCGAGCUAUGUUUCUCUUUGGAGCAUAUAUCGUGCUUAGUUGAGCUAACCAACGAGACAACUAAUUCCAUCGCCUUCAACAUCAUCGGAAGGCCAAGCAAACAGUACAGCACUCAGCCUGACAAAGGCAUUGUGCCGCCAGGAUGCAAGCGCGAUGUGAAGAUAACACUGCAACCACAUGAGAGUGCAACACAAGUUACGAGUUCUGAUAAGCUCGUCGUACAGAGCAUACAAGUGAGUGUGGGUGUAGCAGAUCAUAAUAUUACUUCUGACAUGUUCAUAAACAAGGGUGGCAAAAACGUGGUUGAUGAAGUCAAUUUGAUGGUUCUAUAUCAGCCCAAGACAAUUAAUCUGCAAGAAGAGGCAGUCCCUGAGGACAUUGGGUCUAGUAGCCGUAAUAAGAAAAUACGUAGGUUAAGUACACCACAACUAUUGUACUUCGACCCAGUUGAAAGCAUUCCACGGAAUCUAGCCACUGGCUUGAUGAGCGACCAAACCGUGGAUCUCGCAACAGGAGCCAUCGGAAGCCUGCUUGCCAAGCUGAGUGAGCUCCUCAACAUGUACAAUCUGGAGGCGAGCAUUAGGAGCGAUGUGGAUUGUGUCAUACAUGAGCUAAGAGUCAUGCGCGCUGACCUCUGCAAUGUUUCAGAGGUGCAGUGGGACAACAACAAUGAGAAUAUCAAAUUAGCCAAACUUUGGGCUGGCGAAGUUAGGGAAUUGUCAUAUAACAUAGAGGAUGUCGUCGAUGGCUUCCUGAUACACGCCAAGGGCUCAGAACCCGCCACCCGUAUUGGAGGGUUGAUAGAGUCCAUAAAAAGGAUAAUGGGCCUGUUCAUGUCGGGAAGGACCAGCAGUCACCAGAUUGGUGGCGCGAUCAAAGACAUCAAGAAGAAAGUCCAGCAUCAGUCUAGCUGGAAGGGAAAGUACAAGGUCGAAGAGGUCAAAAAGGUUGCAAAUACAGUUUCCACAAUCAAUGCCCAUUAUCUAUCAGCUUUGGUGAAAGAUCGCGACAAACUCUUUGGCAUCGAUGAUGCAGUAAACGACCUCACCAAGAGGUUAAGAGGUGCAGAUGGCAAUGGGGACAUGUAUGGGCUCAAGAUACACUCCAUUUUUGGUAUUGGAGGACUGGGCAAGACCACACUUGCCAGAGCUGUGUAUAAUCAGCUCAAAGGGUCCUUCCGUUUGACUGCUUUUGUUUCACUGGGUCGGAAUCCCGAUGUGAAGAAACUCUUCUACGACAUUCUAUUUGAACUUGACGAACCAAGGCAUACAAAAUUGAAGCCUGCAAAUUUGGAUGAAAGCCAGCUUAUACGUGUACUCACAGAGCUGCUCAAGAACAACAGGUACCUCAUUGUUAUCGAUGAUAUGUGGGAUACAAAAGUAUGGCAUGAUUUUAUCAAAUUUGCUUUUCUUGGUAGCAAAUGCGGAAGUAAAAUAAUCAUAACUACACGUAUAUUUGAAGUUGCCGCAAUAGCUACUGAUGUAUACAAGCUGAACCCUCUUUCUGAUGGUUAUUCUGAAGAGCUAUUCUAUGCAACACUGUCUCCUGAGGAAGGCUGUGAGUAUGAUUUAACAGAUGGGGUAAUUGAAAAGAUUUUAUCAAAAUGCGAUGGUGUGCCAUUAGCUAUAAUUACAAUAGCUAGUAUGUUGGCCAGUAAACAGAGAGAGGAUUGGCCUAAGGUGUACAACUCUAUUGGUUUCGGGACUGAGGUUACCGAAGAUGUCGAUAACACAAGGAAGAUAUUGUUGUUUAGCUAUAGUGAUCUUCCACGCCAUAUAAGGACAUGCUUAUUGCAUCUAAGCAUAUAUCCAGAGGACUAUUUUAUCUGCAAAGACACGGUGAUAUGGAUGUGGGUUGCCGAAGGUUUUGUUCAUGACGAAUCAGGGAGAGGUUUAUUUGAGAUUGGGGAGAGAUAUUUCAAUCAGCUCGUCAAUAGAAGCAUGGUCCAGCUGGUGGCAAAUCCGCGCUACCUGGUCAGCACAAUGCUUCAUUUCCGUAUCCAUGAUUUGGUGCUUGAUAUGAUUUGUGCAUUGUCAAAAGAUGAAAACUUUGUUACUUUAUUGGAAAUAGAUGAGCAACACACAUCUUUAAAGAACAAUGCUCGUAGAUUAGCUGUCCAAAAGAGAAACAUUGAGAAGCUAGACCCUCCAACUAUUAAUUGCCACGGGCUGAGAUCAUUUUAUGCCAUUGGCUGCCAUAUUGAUGUGAUGCAACCACUUUCAAGAUUUAAAGUAUUACGCGUCCUAUCUUUGGCAGGAUGUAGAAUUAAUGAAGAUCAGCCUUAUCAGCUUGAACAUAUUGGGAAUCUACUUCAGUUGAGGUAUCUCGGACUAGAGAGAAUGCCUAUUUGUAAGCUCCCUGAAGAAAUUGGAGAUCUCCUUUUUCUGCAAACCUUGGUUCUGAAGGGAACUAAGAUAAAAGAACUGCCACAUAGUGUGGGCCUGCUUAGACAACUGAAGUGUCUAUGUGCUCCCAAAGUUAAAGUUCCUGAUUGGCUGGUGAACAUGACAUCUCUAGAAGACCUAAAGUUGGAUGCACUAAUGCCCUUUGUUUUUGCUGAAGGGCUGAUCAAUCUAAAAGAGCUUAGAGACCUCCAGAUUCAGAGUUAUCGUUCAUUUGGUGAUAAUUCGGACAGAGCUUUGGUGAAGUCUAUAGGGAAUUUGCAUAAACUCCAAAGCCUAAUACUAAUUAACUUCAUGGACAAUGCUGACGAGAUCUGGGAAGGCUUUGUUCCCCCUCGACAUCUCCAUAGCAUGAACAUGUACGUGGGAUUUUAUGGUGUCCCUCCUUGGAUGGAUCCAACACAUCUUCCAAGCCUCUCCGUCCUUCAGUUGCAUUUGUGUAGUAUGGAGGCACGCUGUCUAGAGAUCCUUGGGAGGUUACCCGAACUACAUACCCUCAAACUGCAGACCGGAGAGGGGAGCUGGCUUACGGUCACGGGCAGUGGUGCAUUCCCCAAGUUGAGGCACUUGCGUAGUAGUCGCGCAAUGCUGAGAUUUCAGCGGGGAGUUAUGACACGGCUUGAAUACCUUGAGCUCGAGGUCCGUGUACCGGAAUUGAAAAAGGCCAAGUUUGACUGCGACUUUACUAGCUUGGGGAACCUCCCUUUGCUUCAGAAAUUAAGUGUUCAUCUGACGUGUAAGGCCGACGAUCCUGAAUACGGGAAGAGGAUGGAGGUAGCAGUGAAGCACGCAAUUGAUAGGCAUCCACACCGUCGUCCCAUCCUUCACUGGAUUCAUUAGAGAUGCUCCGUUAGGGAUAUUCUUCCUUGUAAUUGUUGUUGUUGUAACCCUAGUCUCUGAGCUAAUAUAAAUAUGGAACCCCGCGGCUGAUUGCACCGUGGGAGGCUUGGGUUUACAGGAGGACUAUAUUGUAACAAAUGAUUCAGAUCUUGCAAGCUUAAGCGGCCCUCCAUUUCAAGUUGCC